This is a messenger RNA of Culex quinquefasciatus (southern house mosquito), 1396 nucleotides long. Its product is annotated as embryonic polarity protein dorsal. The transcript is spliced from 3 exons. The coding region runs from base 69 to 1373 and encodes 434 amino acids. Gene Ontology annotation, biological process: canonical NF-kappaB signal transduction; response to cytokine; non-canonical NF-kappaB signal transduction. Gene Ontology annotation, molecular function: DNA binding; DNA-binding transcription factor activity. Gene Ontology annotation, cellular component: cytoplasm. The record is from RefSeq and is a predicted model, not a curated record. NCBI's taxonomy places the organism in Eukaryota, Metazoa, Arthropoda, Insecta, Diptera, Culicidae.
GGUACGAGCUCUUGACCAGUUGCAGUCUGUGACGGGAGUAGAACGGGUGAACAUCGAUCGCGCGCGCAAUGCGAAACUUCCAGCUGUUGAACAGUCAGAUCGACGUGAGUGCAAUGUUGAUCCAGCAGCAGAUGAAUGGCGGAGAGCCGGCCGUCAGCGAUAUGGAAGUGUCCAAAGAAUACACUCCCCUCAAACCACCACCCCAGCUACCCCCACCGGUGCCCCAGAUCGUCAUCACUGAGCAACCUCACCCAAAACUACACCGCUUCCGGUACCAAUCCGAACAACGCGGAUCCACUGCCGGUUCGAUCCUGGGCGUUCGAGCCUCCGGCGAUCGUCCCACGUACCCCACGAUCGAGAUCCAGGGCUACCACGGCCCGGCAAAGAUCGUCAUAUCUUGCCUCAGCACGGACGACCCGCCCCGGUUACAUCCCUACCGGUUGAUUGGUCGCCCCGAGUGCCGCCACGGACUGUGCGUGCUCCGCGUUGGGCCGGAGUCCGGGAUGACCUGCUCGGUUAAUAAUUUGGCGGUGCAGAGUGUGCUGAAGAAGGACGUGGCGAAGGAGUUGGAGCAGCGACAGCAGUGCUACCCGAAUCCGUUCAAAGUUCCUGUUGGGGACGCAUCUACGAUUGAUUUGAAGAAGGUUAGGUUAUGUUUCGAGUUGUACCUGGAGACGGCUCCUGGGCAGUUCCGGGUGGUUCAUCCUCCGGUACUGACGGACACCGUCUACGAUCGGAAGUACAACCCGGAUCUGGUCAUCAGCGAGAUGAGCCACUGCCGGGCUCCUGCUUCCGGCGGUAAGCAGAUCAUGCUGCUUACGGACACGGUGAACAAGGAGGACAUCCGGGUGCGGUUCUCCGAGGAUCGUCCGGAUCACCUCGGGGGAUUGUGGGUGGCGUACGGAUCGGUUCGACGCGUUCAUCGGCAUGUGGCGGUCGUUGUGGAGACGCCGGCUUACGACGACCCGGAGAUCACCAGCUCCGUUAUGGUUCAAAUCCAGUUGGAACGCACGACGGAUGCAGAGCUGAGCAAACCGCUAAGCUUUGAGCUUCAUCCUAGUCACAACCGGAUUCCCAAGCAGGAAGUCCAAUCUCCAACCUCAAACAUUCCAGUCACGCAAGAACCAACUCCUGGACCGUCGUACCUUCCUCAACAACAAGACCCAAAUCUCCUGCCAGUGCUGUUCUCUCUGGAAGAUCUUCUAUACCUUCCGCCGGUGCAGCAAAUCGAUCCCCGAAUUCCGAACCCGCAGCAGUUCGGCCAGGAGUUGAACAAUUUCACUGCGCGUAACGCCCCCGUUACGGAAGAACAGGUCGAAAAUUUGUCCUGCGAAAUGCUGGAAUUUCGCAUUGAUGACAUGUUGAACUUUUGAGGUCGGUUUUGUUAUUAGUUUUG